This is a messenger RNA of Erythranthe guttata (spotted monkey flower), 1066 nucleotides long. RefSeq names its product L10-interacting MYB domain-containing protein. The record is from RefSeq and is a predicted model, not a curated record. NCBI's taxonomy places the organism in Eukaryota, Viridiplantae, Streptophyta, Magnoliopsida, Lamiales, Phrymaceae.
AACACUCAAAUCUCCGUUGCUUCAUGAGAAUCUCCCCUUGACCAAAGAUGGGCAGUCGAACGACUCGAUCGAGGAAAGGUGAAACGGAGCAGCAAGUGGAAAAUCAAUCACGCGCCAAGUGGACGGUGUCGUUAACUAAGACGCUUGUGGAUUUGAUGGUUGAAGAGAUUCACAAGGGGAAUAAAUCGAACAAAUCUUUUAGCAAGAAAGGGUGGAAAUUCAUUUGCGACAACUUCCGCAUUCAAACGGGUUACUGGUGGGAUAGUGAGCAGUUGAAGAGCCGUUACAUUGCCUUACGGAAGCAGUACGUUUGUGUCGCUGUGCUGUUAGAUAAUCCCGAUUUCAAGUGGGAUGACGCAACUUGUGAAAUCUCUGCCGUGGAUGAAGCCGCAUGGGAAAGAUAUAUUAAGAACCAUCCGGAUGCUGAGACAGUAAGAAGUAUGGGGUGCCCGAUAUACGAGCAGCUAAGAAUAAUAUUUGGUGAAACGAAAAUAAAAGACAACGAUGAAGGAAUUUCUUCUUCGUUUCCUUGUCCAACGGUAAACGACGUUGUAAAACUUGAGGAGUUUUCGCCUUCAGAAUCGGACAAGUAUAAUAAUGCCGAUUUGCCCAACCGCAAAAGGGGCCGUAAAGGAAUUGAAGAUGCAAUUGCGAGGGGUAUAAUGGAGAUUGCAUCUUCUAUGAAACUGAGGGCAGAAGCUAUAAGCAAGUUCAAUAGCGAGUUCUCCAUAAGUGAUUGUGUUGGUGCGUUGGACGAAUUGCAAGGUGUUGACGAGCAUGUUUACAAUGCCGCUUUGGAUCUAUUCGUUGACCGUAGUGCGAGGGAGACUUUCUUAACUCUACGUGUCGAUAAACGGUUCAUCUGGUUGCAAAGGAAGUGUUUAUUAGCGGAUACUCUUAUUAUGUAGACUUAUCGCAAUUUCUUUGUUGAUAUCGUCUUCUAGGUAUUGUUACUUUGUACAUAAAUCAACCACAUUUUUUUUCAUUUUUUAGAAUGACCAAUUGUUAUUCUUUUUUGAAAUGAAAUUUGUAUUCUUUAAAUCAUGAGGAAUUCAUUUUCUCCCCC